AUGUCUGUAACUACAGCUGGACCUUUGUCUGACUCCCAGGUCGGAGUCGAGCUCCGCAAGAUGACCGAGUUCAUCAAGCUCGAAGCCCAAGAAAAAGCCCGUGAAAUCCACAUCAAAGCCGACCAAGACUUCGAAAAGGACAAGUCCGCUCUCAUCCUCCAGGAGAAGGGUGGUAUCGACGCGGCCUAUGAGAAGAAGUUCAAGCAGGCCGCCAUGUCCCUCCAGAUCACCCGCUCCAAAGCCAACUCUAAGGCUCGCAUCACCAUCCUUACGGCCGCUCAGCGCGUCGUCGACGCCGUUUUUGACGAGGCCGAGAAGAAGCUCGAGGAGGGCACCAAGGAUAAGGGCAAGUACAAGGGAACGCUGAAGAACCUUGUGCUCGAGGGUCUUUAUGCCUUUAACGACGCUUCCGUGCAGGUGAGGGCGAGGAAAGAGGACUUUGGCCUUGUCAAGGAUGCCAUCGAACUCGCGGUGGCAGAGUACAAGGAGAAGGUUGGAAAGACUACCAAGGCUGAGCUCGAUGAGUCGAAGCCGCUACCGGAGGACAGUGCUGGUGGUGUCGUUAUUCUCGGACAAGGAGGCAAGAUCAUUAUGGACAACACCCUCGAUACCCGGCUAGAGCUUCUCAAGGACUCUUCGCUCCCAGCUGUGCGGGAGACCCUGUUCGGCGAAAACAAUAACCGCAAGUUCUUCGACUAA
Messenger RNA from Scedosporium apiospermum, 699 nucleotides. Its product is annotated as putative ATP synthase subunit E. The record is from RefSeq and is a predicted model, not a curated record. Gene Ontology annotation, molecular function: proton-transporting ATPase activity, rotational mechanism. The coding region runs from base 1 to 699 and encodes 232 amino acids. Gene Ontology annotation, cellular component: proton-transporting two-sector ATPase complex, catalytic domain. NCBI's taxonomy places the organism in Eukaryota, Fungi, Ascomycota, Sordariomycetes, Microascales, Microascaceae. Gene Ontology annotation, biological process: proton transmembrane transport. The transcript is spliced from 3 exons.